CGUCAACAGUCCAUCCACCCGACUCUCUCUUUCGUCUUUGUCGCUCCCUUCUGUCAAUUCCCAAUCCAGUCACUCCUUUGAGCUGACCUUAGUCUUUCCUUACCUUGUACAUACCCUCGACUACGCUUGACUAAUUGCCACAACCUCAACAGUGGACGGGUUUCCACACUCCAUUUCGCUCGUUUCUCAUCGUACCUUGGUCUUGACAACGACAAUCGACAUCCAUUAGAACUCGACGAUCUACAAAACCACCACUCCUUGAAUCAUCACAGCAAUCGACCUCGUCACCAUGAACUAAUAAACACUUCACCUUUGGCCGGAUUUGCGACUCGAGAAAUCCAUCCUCUCCCUCAACUGGGGCUCAUCCCACUGUACAAGAAUGUCGGAUUCCUUCCUCCCCGAACACGAGCCUCAGAUCCAAGCUCGAAGUCCAUACCCAGCCGCACGCCCAGGCCCCAUUCCCGAUAACAGACUUGAAAAUCUCUUUGUCGAAAAGCCUCCUUCACUGGUUGUGAGGGAGGAGACAUCCUCCUCCUUCUCCUUCUCCACCGCGACUGCUUCGACGUCUUGUGGACCCAACGACAAGGCUGGAGCGUGUGAAAAGUAUUUUGGCUCGGAUGGAUCAGGAAACACCCUGCCCAUUGUACUGGGCGUGGUCAUCCCUCUCGUCAUCGCCUUUGCUGUUCUGAUUUAUCUUCAUCGUCGCCACGUCAACAAGCUGAAGAAGGAAGAUGCCGAGGAUAAGCACAAGUCGUUGGAUUUUGGGCUCGGGCAUGGCGGUGGAAUUGGGCACAACAAGAAAAAGGGUCACAAGUUUCCUGAAAUGACCAUGGCGUCUGAGAAACGCGAGGAGAGAGGCCGCCAACCACGUGGCCUGUCCAUGGACCUGGACAUGAACAACCCGUACUUGCUUCCACCAGGACUCCAAGGUUCGCGCGAGUCCCUGCAUUCGCUGUCCCGAUCGAUAAAUGGAGAAGACAGAUAUCGACCCACGGCAUUCAUUCCUGACGACGGCUCCAUACGCUCGCCUUCGAGUGUGCGGGGUCCUGCGGACGACGCCUCGAGCUGGACCGGAUCCUCCAUUCGUCGAUUUGACUACGAUUCGAAACAGAAUCUUGUUCCUAAUGCACAGCCUAAUCCUGUUGGCAGACCAUCCUUUGGCAGUGCAGCUUCCACAGACCGUGGUCUAUCACGUGAUAAUGACCCUGCUUCUCGAAGGCCUGUCAACAAUUCCAACUUGAACCUUCUCGCACCAGGCCCCACGGCGGAUGCAAGAGACUCUUUUGUCAGUACAGUCAGCAGUAACGGUCCCGUUAGCGCCCUGCGGGCUAGCAACAACUACCUGGCCCAGUAUAUCAGCGGUGGCAAAAAGCAAGAUCCGGUCACCACUCCCUCAGAACCUGUUGUGUCCCAGACACCUCUGAAUGCAUCUACUGAUCUAGCUGUCCCACCUCCAGUCAUUGUCAAGGAUGACUAUCAUUCUCGCCAACCUUCCGCCGUCCCCUCAAGUCUUCAAGAGCCCAACUCUUCGGCGCCCAGUAUCACCUUCAAUGCUCCCGAGGAUAAAGAGGCUGGGCCAUCUUUCCAGUACGAAGGACGGGACGUCAGUCAUAGCUCUAUGGAACAAUCAAGCUCUACCUUCACCAACGAGCCAACUACUGACGCUACUCACCAAUAUACAUCUGCCUCAUCAACAGAACCGACCCGGAACGACGAUCCUUCGCAAGCCCUCGAACCACAUGUUCAGAAGGGUGUAAGCACCGACGACGACCAGGUUGACUACUAUGACGAAUCUGAGGAGUACCCUGCCUAUUUUGACAAUCAAGAUGAGCUUGGCUACGACCCCCGUCGAAUUACCUGGGGCACACGACCACUGCCGCCUGAUGACCCAUCUGAAAACCCAGAGCAAAGGGCCAACCGGAUCCGGUCAUUUUACAAGGAGUAUUUUGACGAGAGCAAGCCACAAGCGCACGAGCAGGACUACUACGAUGGCUCAGAAGGAUACUAUGAUACGUACAACCAAGAUGCCUACUACGAUCAGUCGCAGUAUUACCCUCCGAGAGGUUACCCUCCACCACUGGGCUCAGGGCGUCAUCGAGCGACCGUGUCCAAUGGCAGUUACAUGACAGGCCCUCGAGCAUUCUCAUCAGCCUCCUCACGUGAUCAACCACGGUACCCGAUGCCACGCAAACAACAACUACCACCACCGAAAGCGUUGAACAUCCUCCCCUCACCGCAUCUACUUAAAGAUGGUGCGACCAUGCUUCCAACGGACUUUGCUCCUCCUCAGAAAUUCUCCAAUCAGCGAUCAGGUACGCCGACCAGCCUUCGUGGUGGUGCCAGACCAUAUUCGCCGGCUGUUCGAGCACACGUUCCCCUGGCUUCGUCGAACGACGAUCUGGCAAUCAUGCCAAGCCCUCACCAACUGCGGAAGUCGUCGACGUUUUCAGCACUGGACUUUGCCCCGCCCGGGCGGAUAAGGGUCAACGAUGCGAUGAGUGAAACCGGCAGUAUCCGGAGCAAUGGUUCGGGCUUGUCGGCUCUACAUGUUCGAAACAUUCGAACUGGCGCUUACCGGGUGUCGCGUAUUCCCAAGAACGUAGCCGGGACGAGAGAAGAGAUGAAUGAAGCACUCAAGCCACAAUGGAAUCUCAAUCGAUAGUAUCGGUCAGAGCAAGCAGUUACCUGUCAGUUAUGGCUAUGAUCAGAAAGCCACAGCAUAGCGGAGGAGUUUUGGCACAGGCAACUCGAUGGUCGAGUCCACAAAGCCUUGGAGCUGGGAAGUUUUUGCUCCCAUUGUAUAGCACAAUUAUUUUGAGCAUAAGCAUACAAUGAAAGACCCGAUACAUAGGGUGAGAUUUGAGUAAGCGAUUGGCGAUUUGCAUGAGAGAUAUUGCAGUGUGAACCUCCAGGGCUUGGCCACUUUGAGCUUGAUCUCAAUAUGCCUCGUGACGCUACGAUCGACUUUUACUAUGACUACGAGGACGAGUUGAUGAAUGGUUCAUCAAGUGGAUUGAGA
Exophiala mesophila is the source of this 3019-nucleotide messenger RNA. RefSeq lists its product as uncharacterized. The transcript has 2 exons. The coding region runs from base 380 to 2662 and encodes 760 amino acids. The record is from RefSeq and is a predicted model, not a curated record. Lineage: Eukaryota; Fungi; Ascomycota; Eurotiomycetes; Chaetothyriales; Herpotrichiellaceae.